This is a messenger RNA of Fibroporia radiculosa, 3462 nucleotides long. RefSeq lists its product as uncharacterized. The coding region runs from base 1 to 3462 and encodes 1153 amino acids. Gene Ontology annotation, molecular function: GTPase activator activity. Gene Ontology annotation, biological process: small GTPase-mediated signal transduction; cytoskeleton organization. NCBI's taxonomy places the organism in Eukaryota, Fungi, Basidiomycota, Agaricomycetes, Polyporales, Fibroporiaceae. The transcript has 12 exons. The record is from RefSeq and is a predicted model, not a curated record. Gene Ontology annotation, cellular component: cytoplasm; division septum; cell division site.
AUGGCAGUCUUGUCUCUGCCGCUUACGUUCCAGAAUUCAUUCUGGUCGCAAGAUUACCGGAGGGGUCUGGAGGUGUUGUAUAAACAGUUGGAGAGUGGCGUUCUUGAGGAUGAUGAGAUCGUUGCAUUCAUUCGGGCAAGGGCUAUUGCCGAAAGUGCUCUCGCGGAGUCCCUGUCUGCCUCUGCACCUGCAGGGAAGGCAUUUUCCCAUGACGAAGGGGCGUCACUUCAUGUGGCAUUUCGAGGAUUAAAGGAAGAAUCCACCGAGCAGGGCAAGGUUCACGAGGCAGUUGCGCAGGAACUUCGAGAUUCUGUAGCUACUCCGUUCGAGAAAUGGGCCGUUGGCUACAAGGCAAGUAUAUCGUAUCCCAAUGCUUGUGUAGGCUGCUCAACUUUUAUGCAGGAAAGGCUCAAAGGCAGCAAGCACAAUGUGCUUGAUGGUUGGAUGGCUGCCUACGAAUCAGCCCAGGUUGGUGUCGCUAAAUUGAAAAAUGAUUAUCUCUCGAAGAUACGGCGAGCUGACGAAGCAGAGGAUGAUGCACGAUUUGCUCCCAUCCCACCCUCAGUUGGAGACAGAUUCACCACUUCCCCAAACAUGCAGCCCCGGGACAAACGCACUCCGGUGCGUUCGGGAACCGUGUCUGAGCGCAUCUCGCAACGCUUCAAGGAAUUCCGGCUCGGUACUGGUACUGCCCAGAGCGUCGACCAGACUCCUGAAGUUCACUUUGAUGCGGACAUUGAAGAAAAGGAAGUGCCCAAAUUUGACAAGGGUAAAGGGAGGGCUACUGAGGAUGUAAUGACACCGCCCCAGGUUGCGUCGCCUCCCCCGUUGUCUCCUCCGUUGCCCCCCGCCCAGCUGGACACCAAUCUAGUGCCUCCUUCAAUGGCACCGCCGAUCAUCCUUGCCGGGGUCGCCUUCACUCCAAUGCAGCUGUCCAACCUGCUUAAGCGUGCCAAGGGUGAAUUGCCGCUACGAUCCGUGCGCUUCCCUCUUCUCGGAGAGUAUCAAGAAUGCUUCAGCGGCGAGGAGUUUGCUACUUGGCUCAAGGAGAAGGUGAAGGAAUACGAAGAAAAUUUGGACCGCGCCGCUUUUGCGGCACGAGAGCUGACUGAAAAGCACGAUUUACUCCGGAGGAUUGGCCAACUUGGAAAUGAUUAUGAGAAUGCGGCAGAUGCGUAUUAUCAAUUCAGACCGAAGGCCUUCACCUUGGAUGCAGUUUCCACCAAGCCAGAUCCGGUUGCUUCACCCAUCCAGAAGAACCUAUCACCUCUUGCAGAGAACGUCGCCAAGACUACCAAUACCUUCGCAUCACUCGUAACUAAGGCGCUUAACGCAAACGGCCAGGCGGAGCCCGCUCACAUUCGCGCUCGCCGGGAUGCGGAAGUUGCGGACAGGGAAUAUCGUGUAGCCGUACGCAAACUCGAUAGACAGCGUCUCGCCCUUGAGGAAAGAGUUGAAGAGACUCUGAAGAUGUUGCAGAGGUGGGAAUUAGACAGGCUACGGGCGGUCAAGACGGUUCUUCGUCAGUACCAUGUGGUCGUGUCAAAACUAUCGAAGGCGUAUGAUCCCUCAGUCCAGCGCUCCGAGACGUUGAUCGACUCUUACCAUCCAGAAGCCGAUCUCAAGAUCUUCAUCGAGCGGCACCGUACAGGUCCUUUCCGUCCUGAGCCACAGGUGUACGAGUCUGUUACUCAUGACGAAUCUGAUGUCGUUUUUGGAAUCGACUUGCGCCGAUGGGCUGACAGCGGCAUGUGGCAUCAUUCGGAUACGGAAGAAAAGAAGGACGACAUUCCACCCGUCCUGACUAUGCUGCUUGUGGCUGUUGAUGAGGCAUAUGCCAAGCUGCCCACUGAUGCAGAUAGACGCAAGACUUGGAUUUAUGAUGUACCGCUUGCCUCCGUACAUCACCUUCGGGAGUCUCUUAACGCCAUACCGCCCGAGCAGUCCCUUCCCAACGAUAUCUUCGCCAAGUAUGACGCUCCUGUCCUGGCCGGUGCGGUCAAAUUGUGGGCGCUUGAAUUGGACCCGCCGAUUGGUAUGUAUGAGGGUUGGGAUGAGAUGCGCAGGCUAUACCCCACAGUGGGUUCUAGUGCGAAAGGAGAGGAGGCUCGUUCGGAGGAGCUGCACAUCCAGGAUGUGCAAGCUGCCUUGCAAAAAUUGCCCAGGGUUCAUCUUUUAGUGCUUGACGCUAUUGUGAAACACCUCAAGAGGAUGAUUGCAUCAACUGCUGGAGCUGAGAGCGAGGAAACGAGUGAAGUAUAUAUUACUAAGCUUGCCCUGUCCAUGGGCAGAAUCAUUCUCCGACCUAAGCAAGAGAACGAAUUUUCCAUCCAAGACCGCCAUCCGACACUCCUGUUUAUUGAUCUUUUGAACAAUUACGAGUCAAUCCUACCACCUACCCUGGAGAAGAAGAAGCGAGAGUCUCAGCGUAAGGCUCCUGUGCGUCGUCGUACGCGACCCGUCGAUAUGCGUAUGAGUCGUAGUCGCAUCUCUGCAGGGGCAGAUCUGCGAGAGCUUCAGUCGCAGCAGUUUGAACAACGCACGGGAGUGAAACUUCCUCGUCACUCUCCUCCACUUCCCAAUGCCCCCGUUGCUCAUUUGAACGAUAUCCCUGGCAGUCCGAAUGCUGAGCCUAUUUUGUCCGACUCUGCACCAGCGUCAACGGUUAUCGCAGAACCUGAGGAGCUUCCUUCAAUUCCUCCGCCCCUGCCUCCGGCUCCAGGUGAUAUCGUCGUUCACGAUAACAGGACCAUCGUUCUUGAGUCUACUCCUGUGCAAGCAGGUCUGACUGAUUUCGCUGCAAUUCCUCCCCCGCCGCCUCUCGAGGCCUCUACAGUACCUUCUCAUCCGGUAUUCAAGGAGCCUCCGCCGGAGACCGAUGAUCUUCCGCCGCGUCCAGUCUUCAGGGAGCCUCCUCCAGCAAUUGCUUCCCCUUCGCCCACUAUACCAGUACCAACGUUCAAUGCUCCUCCCCCGGAGCCUACCUCACCUGAGCUGCCAAUGCCUUCAUUCAAGGAGCCGCCUUUGGAGCCUGGCUCACCUCCUUCAACAAUUGUUCCCCCCAUCCUCCGUCCUGAGAGUGUCAAUGCCCGUUCAGCCUCUCCCCGUGUCUCCUCGUACGAGUCUGUAGGCUCUCGUAGCCCGUCGCCUAUAAAGCCGAUCACAGGUGCGGUGCCGUCUGUGACGAGCCCCGCUAAUGACCCACGUCUCCGCGGCCCGCGGUUGGCACGGACUCCUCGAGUCUCAGGAAGCGGUUCGGUGAGCAACAUGGUGAAUAAAUUUGACAAGCCGGGAGGAUCUCGUCCCGGGUCGCCUGGUGUAGGGGCCAACGGUGGAUUAUCCCGUGUGGGAUCGCGAACUUAUGGCGGUGGCCACAGCAAACGGUCCAGCAUUAGUCGAGUAUCUGAGUUCUCCAGAAGGACGGUGGCGAGUGAUGCGGAAGAUGAAGUUUUUGAGCGGUGA